This is a messenger RNA of Gossypium raimondii (Peruvian cotton), 2214 nucleotides long. Its product is annotated as phytyl ester synthase 2, chloroplastic. NCBI's taxonomy places the organism in Eukaryota, Viridiplantae, Streptophyta, Magnoliopsida, Malvales, Malvaceae. The transcript is spliced from 14 exons. The record is from RefSeq and is a predicted model, not a curated record. The coding region runs from base 32 to 2158 and encodes 708 amino acids. Gene Ontology annotation, cellular component: membrane.
AACAAAUAGAGAGAGAAUUUGGCUCCGUUUAAUGGCGGCCAUUUCAGCUUCUACAUACCCCGCCGCCGGCGUAUCGCCAUUCUCUCAGCGGAGAGCCACCUCCUCAUACCGAGGAAUACGGAAUCUCAGUCGGAUUUUAGCUGUUUCAACAGAGCGGGGUGGGAGAGGAACCGGUUUUGGAGAGAAUGGAAAGCACGAGAAGCAGAAACUGAAUCAGAAAGUGGUGAAGGAAGAAAGUGAGGUGAAACCUAAUAUUUACGCAAAUCCGGAGAAGAUACCGGAGUUUGAGGAAGAUAAAAAGUGGUUAAGGGAUUACUUUGAAGAGUGUAAAGAGAUGAUCAGAUCGGACGGCGGUCCGCCUCGUUGGUUCUCACCUUUGGAGUGUUCUUCUUCUACCUCGCCAGAUUGUCCCCUGCUUCUGUUUUUGCCUGGGAUUGAUGGCACCGGGCUUGGACUUAUAAUGCAUCAUCAUAAGCUAGGAAAGAUGUUCAAUGUUUGGUGCUUGCAUAUUCCAGUGCAGGAUAGAACUCCGUUUAAUGAGCUAGUGAAGAUUGUGGAAAGAACAGUUAGGUCAGAGAACUAUAGGUCGCCAAACAGGCCAAUAUAUCUUGUUGGAGAGUCUAUUGGAGCAUGCCUUGCCAUUUCUGUCGCAGCUCGGAAUCCAGACAUGGACCUUGUACUUGUUUUGUCUAAUCCAGCAACAUCUUUUAGUCAGUCACAGUUGCAACCACUAAUACCUCUACUGGAGAUGAUGCCCGAUCAGUUCCCAAUUAAUCUCCCUUACAUAUUUAGUUUAGCAACAAGUAAUCCUUUGAGGGUGCUGAUGGAUAACGUUGUGAAAAGAGGUCCUCUGCCCCAAAUUAUUGGAGAGCUAUCACAAGAUCUUGCUACAAUGUCAUCAUACCUCCCAGUUCUGGCUGAUACUGUACCCAGACAAACGCUUCUAUGGAAGCUAAACUUGCUCAAAUCUGGUUCUGCAUGUGGCAACUCAUGCCUUCAUGCAGUUAAAGCUCAGUUGCUGAUACUUUGCAGUGGAAGAGAUCAGCUGUUGCCUAGUCAAGAAGAAAGUCAAAGACUUCAAAAGGCACUACCAGAUUGUGAGAUUCGUAUGUUUGAAGAAAGUGGUCAUUUUCUCUUCCUGGAAGAUAAUGUUGAUUUGGUCACAAUCAUCAAGGGAGCUUCUUUCUACCGCCGCGGGAAGCACUUUGACUGUGCCUCAGAUUUCAUGCCACCAACACCUAGUGAAUUCAAAAAGCUACAUGAUUCGAUUAGCUGGGUUCUUACAGCAACCAGCCCUGUGAUGCUCUCAACAUUAGAAGAUGGGAAGGUGGUCAGAGGACUUGCGGGAAUUCCAUCUGAGGGACCAGUCUUGUUUGUCGGCUAUCACAUGUUAAUGGGAUUUGAAGUUAUUCCAUUGGUAGCUCAAAUUAUGAUGGAGAGAAAUAUUCUAGUUCGUGGGAUCGCACAUCCAGCGAUGUUUGUAAGAGUGAAAGACAGAAGGCCGCCGGAGCCGGAGCUAUCAGAUUUUGACGUAAUUAGAGUAAUGGGUGCAGUGCCUGUCUCAGCAGCAAACUUUUACAAACUUAUGUCCUCAAAAUCUCAUGCUCUGCUGUACCCUGGUGGCGUACGUGAAGCCCUUCAUAGGAAGGGCGAAGAAUACAAGCUAUUUUGGCCAGAUAAAUCUGAGUUUGUUAGGAUGGCAGCCAGAUUUGGAGCCAAAAUUAUUCCUUUCGGUGUUGUUGGAGAGGAUGAUUUCGCUGAGAUUAUUUUGGAUUACAAUGACCUAAUGAAGAUUCCAUGGAGGAGGGAAGAAAUAGAACGCGUUACAAGUCGGACUGCAAAACUGCGGACUGAUGCAAGUGGUGAGAUUGCAAACCAACAAAUGCAUAUACCAUGGGUGCUACCAAAAUUUCCUGGCCGGUUUUAUUAUUAUUUCGGGAAGCCGAUUUUGACCGAAGAGAUGAAGGUGGAGCUAAGGGAGAAGAAGAAAUGUGAUGAAAUGUAUUUACAUAUAAAGUCAGAGGUGGAGGGUUGCAUUGAUUUCUUGAAAAACAAAAGAGAAAAGGAUCCUUAUAGAAAUCUAUUAUCUCGGGUGUUGUACCAAGCCUCUCAUCCUGGUUCUACCUCUCCCUUUCAUCUUCCAUCUUUUGACCUCUGAUUCUGAUUUUGAUUUUCCUCUUUCUUUCCUUUCGCAUGUGUAUGAUAUAAACAAAU